AGAAGAAACUUUGCAGGGCCCAAAUCAAAACCGCCUGCGCCCCGUGUACUCGCCGCCGCCCUAUCCUCUUCCACCUCCUCGCUCUCCCCCUACAAGCAACCCUAAUCCAUGGACACGGACCCGCCGCAAGCUCCUUCCCGCGAAUAGGUUGGGGAUUCAAUCGAGGCUGCGCGGGAAUCGGUCGUGCUCGAGAUCUCAACCCCCACACCUGAAAUCUCGCAGUUGUUUUGCGGUGUAGGUGAUGAGAUCUUGGGGAGCGCGCCUCGCUCGGUCCUAAGAUGCUGGCUGGCUACGGCGGUGGUGGCCGCGGCGUCCAUCUCUCCUCCCACAAGGACCUCCGCCUCGGCCGCGGCGGCCGGAGCUUCCUCUUCGGCAACACGUGGUUCCUUCUCUCCACCUACCCGGCGCGCCUCCUGCACACCACGGACCGCCGCGCGCCGGCUGCCUUCUUCGCGGCGAUCAACCGGGCCCCUUGCGUCCGCUCGCACUACGCGGGCCAGGGUCUGCUGCAGAGAGGUGGCAUUGUCAUGGCUGCCUGUGGCUAUGCUCUUCGGCGAGCUGAGCUGGGUGCCACCAAGUGCCAACCGGACAAGGAUCCAUCUCCAGGGACACGCACAUCGCGUAUUGUGGCCAUGGGAUCGGUGGGGAGCGCACCUCGGUCAGAUGUCACUUUCAGGUAUAGAGGGGUGGAGUCUUGUAAGAAGAUUGGUGCAAGCUUGAAGUGCCGUGAGCCCUGGGGGAAUAGGUCAUUCUGGACAAAUGUGGUUGGGCCAAGUUGGAAAUUGAGCUUUGCAGUUGAGCCAUGGGCUAGGGACUUCAGCUCAUCAUGUGUGGCACCAUAUUCUGCUGGAGCCACAGAGCAUCAAUUGUCACUCGAUGAGAAGAUGGAUAACUCAACCGUCGCAUCUGAUGGAAAGGCACCUACUUCUGAAAAUUUGAAGCUGGUCUCAGGCUCUUGUUACUUGCCUCACCCUGCCAAGGAGGCAACUGGCGGUGAGGAUGCUCAUUUUAUUAGCACUGAUGAGCAUGUGAUUGGCGUAGCAGAUGGUGUUGGUGGUUGGGCAGAUCUUGGUGUUGAUGCUGGACUGUACGCUAAGGAGCUCAUGAGAAAUUCUGUGAGUGCUAUCAAGGAUGAGCCAGAAGGGACCAUUGAUCCAUCAAGAGUUUUGGAAAAGGCUUAUACAGGCACCAAAGCAAGGGGAUCAUCUACUGCUUGUAUCAUCACUCUUAAAAAUCAGGGUAUCCACGCCGUGAAUCUUGGGGACAGUGGCUUCGUAGUAGUCAGAGAUGGUCGCACUGUUCUUAGAUCACCUUCACAGCAACAUGAUUUCAAUUUUACUUAUCAGCUCGAGAGUGGGGGUGGCAGUGAUCUUCCAAGUUCUGCUCAGGUAUUUCACUUUCCAGUUGCUCCUGGCGAUGUUAUUGUUGCUGGCACGGACGGGCUUUUUGACAAUUUAUACAACAAUGAGAUUAGUGGUGUUAUUGUUGAAGCUCUCAGGGUUGGACUUGAACCCCAAGUUGCAGCACAGAAAAUUGCUGCCCUUGCUCGGCAAAGAGCGACAGACAAGAAUAGGCAAUCACCAUUUGCAGCAGCUGCUCAAGAAGCUGGGUACCGGUACUACGGUGGAAAACUUGACGAUAUCACAGUCGUGGUCUCAUAUGUGAAGAGCGCCUGAGCCACAUGAUGUGAGCCUUUCCUUUGGAUGUAAUGUACAUAAAUCUUGUCCCGAACUUAUGGCGCGUGUAUGCACCGGGGCGUAGAAGCUUAUUAGAAGGUGUGAAAUCCCCUGAUCCCAGAAACACUUGUGCUGGAUUUAGCAUGGUUGCGCUUUAGCCCUGGAAGAUGUUAGAAAACCAUUAUGCCAUUUUACUCGUCAUUGCUGCGUGGAAAAGAUAAUUCUCUGAAACCUGGGUGGGUUCCUUUUCCUCUUGGAGGGAGGAUAACAAACCUGCUGGAAACAAAUUUUGUUGUAAACAGCGUCGAAUGAUAGUUAUAGUGUUUUGACUGUUUGUGUGCA
This is a messenger RNA of Panicum hallii, 2018 nucleotides long. RefSeq names its product probable protein phosphatase 2C 55. Lineage: Eukaryota; Viridiplantae; Streptophyta; Magnoliopsida; Poales; Poaceae. The coding region runs from base 279 to 1676 and encodes 465 amino acids. The transcript is spliced from 5 exons. The record is from RefSeq and is a predicted model, not a curated record.